AUGUCCGAUUCAAAGAUCUACGAUGUGGUCGUUGUUGGAGGCGGUCCAUUCGGACUGGCUGCUGGAUACGAAGUAGCUAAAGCAGGAGCCAGUGUCAUGAUCCUCGAACAGAACAAUUUCUUCAAUCAGGCCGGAAGUUCAGGCGAUCUAGCACGCAUGUUCCGCACCAUGUACACCGAAGAGUUCGUGGCUGAGCUCGCUACCAAGACCAUGAAGCAUUGGGAUGCCCUCGAGAAGGAUGCUGGCGUAUCACUUCGCUGGAUGGGUGGUCUAUUCAACUUUGGCGAUAAGGAUAUGGGCAACGAUACACCUGAGGUCAAAGCUCUUGUCCUGUCAGAAUUUCUAUCUGCUGAUGAACUCGACAGGAACACUACUUGGGCCGAUCGAUAA
Molecule: messenger RNA, 390 nt
Organism: Fusarium coffeatum
Lineage: Eukaryota; Fungi; Ascomycota; Sordariomycetes; Hypocreales; Nectriaceae
Exons: 2
Coding region: 1-390 (129 amino acids)
Molecular function (GO): flavin adenine dinucleotide binding; sarcosine oxidase activity
Source: RefSeq, a predicted model, not a curated record